This is a messenger RNA of Merops nubicus (carmine bee-eater), 1166 nucleotides long. It is a transcript of the gene KATNAL1, whose product is annotated as katanin p60 subunit A-like 1. Gene Ontology annotation, biological process: microtubule severing. Gene Ontology annotation, molecular function: ATP hydrolysis activity; microtubule binding; microtubule severing ATPase activity. NCBI's taxonomy places the organism in Eukaryota, Metazoa, Chordata, Aves, Coraciiformes, Meropidae. The transcript is spliced from 7 exons. The annotation marks the transcript as partial. The record is from RefSeq and is a predicted model, not a curated record. Gene Ontology annotation, cellular component: microtubule cytoskeleton.
AAAACACCCCAGGAAGCUGGUGAUGGGGAAAUUCCAAAAUUUGAUGGAGCAGGUUACGACAAAGACCUGGUUGAAGCUCUUGAAAGAGACAUCGUAUCAAGAAAUCCAAGCAUUCAUUGGGAUGACAUAGCGGAUUUGGAAGAAGCCAAGAAAUUAUUAAGAGAAGCUGUCGUUCUUCCAAUGUGGAUGCCUGAUUUUUUCAGAGGGAUCAGAAGACCUUGGAAGGGUGUGCUGAUGGUUGGUCCCCCUGGCACUGGCAAAACCAUGCUAGCGAAGGCUGUCGCUACCGAAUGCGGAACAACGUUCUUCAAUGUGUCCUCCUCUACCCUGACAUCUAAAUACAGGGGCGAGUCUGAGAAGCUGGUCCGCCUCUUGUUUGAAAUGGCGAGGUUUUACGCUCCGACAACGAUCUUCAUCGACGAGAUCGAUUCCAUGUGCAGCCGCAGAGGCACGUCCGACGAGCACGAGGCGAGUCGCAGAGUCAAGUCAGAGCUGCUGGUGCAAAUGGAUGGGGUAGGUGGUGCUUUGGAAAAUGAUGACCCUUCCAAGAUGGUUAUGGUAUUAGCUGCUACAAAUUUUCCCUGGGAUAUCGAUGAAGCUCUCCGACGGAGACUGGAGAAGAGGAUUUAUAUUCCUUUGCCCACAGCAAAAGGCAGAGCAGAACUACUGAAGAUUAAUCUUCGGGAAGUAGAACUAGACCCUGAUAUCAGCCUUGAAGAAAUUGCUGAGAAGAUUGAAGGCUAUUCUGGUGCUGACAUCACUAAUGUUUGCAGGGAUGCCUCUUUAAUGGCAAUGAGACGACGUAUUAACGGCCUAACUCCAGAAGAGAUUCGUGCACUUUCUAAAGAGGAGCUUCAGAUGCCCGUUACCAAGGGGGACUUUGAGCUGGCUCUGAAGAAAAUCUCCAAAUCUGUUUCUGCUGCAGACCUGGAGAAGUAUGAAAAAUGGAUGGCGGAGUUUGGAUCUGCUUAAUCUCAGUGACAGCGCCUUCGCUAGAGUUUUAUGGCUUUUGUUGUUUUCACUUGCAAAAUGAGUUGGAGAUCUUUUUAAAGGUUUAAUAAGAGGUCUGCCUCUGCUCCCAUCUCACCCCCUUCUGGUGACAAGAUCUUUUAAACUCCAUUUACCUUUAAAGGGAAUGAACACAAUAAAGAGCUGAUACUGUAAAA